This is a messenger RNA of Solanum dulcamara, 978 nucleotides long. RefSeq lists its product as uncharacterized. The record is from RefSeq and is a predicted model, not a curated record. The transcript has a single exon. NCBI's taxonomy places the organism in Eukaryota, Viridiplantae, Streptophyta, Magnoliopsida, Solanales, Solanaceae. The coding region runs from base 105 to 941 and encodes 278 amino acids.
UCCAUUUUAUUUUAUUUUACAUCUCUUUUAUUUUAUUGUAUUAAUUUUCUUUCAUAUACUUCUUACACUCCUAUUGUGACUGUUCGUUUACCUAAUUUAAUUCAAUGAACAAGCAAAAUAAUGAGGAAGAAAUCAAUAAGAAGAGGAAGAAUUUUCGUACUUGUAGUGAAAAUCUACGAGGAGAAGAAGGAGAAGGAGAAGGAGAAGGAGAAGACGACGAUAACUUCUUGGAACUAAAAUUAAUGUCAUCCUUUCGUUCUAUUAGACCUCGAAUACAACCUCCUGAGAAUCCCUCAUCGUUAUUACCUCCUCCUAAUCCAUCUUACCUUCCACAACUCCCACAAGUUGCGAUUUUAACAUCAACUGUGCCAAAAAAUGAAGCCGGUCAUGCUCAAGUGCAGUCAAAGCGCAGAAGACGUAAGGCGGCAUGUAAGGCUAAUGCUAAAGUGAUGGUAGAGACCAUCACUCCUCCAUUUCCUUGGGCUACGAACAGUCUAGCCAUGGUCCACACGUUGGAAUACUUGUUCUCCAAGCAACUUUUUAUAAUAAGCGGAGACGUUCAAUGCAAGAGGUGUGAGAGGAAAUACAAUAUGGAGUUUGAUUUGAAAGAAAAGUUUUUCGAAAUUGGAAGUUACAUAGCGGAAAAUAAAAUCGAUAUGCGUGAGCGUGCCCCGGACAUUUGGAUGAACCCUCUCCUUCCUACUUGUCAAUUUUGUAAGCAAGAGAAUAGCGUAAAACCGAUUGUUUCUGCGGAUAAGAGAAACAUAAAUUGGUUGUUUUUGUUACUUGGUCAGAUGUUGGGAUGUUGUACUCUUGAUGAACUUAAGUUUUUUUGUGAACAUACCAACAAUCAUCGUACGGGUGCAAAAGAUCGUGUUCUUUUUUUGACAUACCUAACAUUGUGCAAGCAACUUGAUCCCAUUGGUCCUUUUGAUCGUUGAUACCUGACUCAAUCAAAAAAAGGCCUUUCAUUUUCCA